GCUCAGGUGAGAAAGGGCCGUCUGCGCUCUGGGUGAGGGUUUUCUGGGGUUCUGUGGGGACGGAGGUGGUUGCUGUUCCACCCUAACGAAACAGAUACUCUGAAUUGAAGUCUCAGCUGUGGAGAAAUAUCAGCAAUUAAGUCACCCCACCCCCCACUGGCAAACAAUUGGAAAAGAAAAAUCAAGCCUUCCUACCACCACCUGAUUUGUCCUCAGGCGAUUGGUUCAGUUCAAAAAGUCCAACUCAAUUGUGUCAGUCUGCACCUGUCUCAGGAAUCUGAAAUCAUGGAUCACCCACAUAUGCUUUGAGACAUGCUUUAGAUUUUUUUUCUUGAAGCCCUGCAACUUCUCUAAAAAUUGAAUGUUUUGUAGAACAGACCUAUGGCCAAUGGUGGCAGAGUCUACAUAGAACUAUGCUUCGUGGUGUUCUGGGAAAAACCUUUCGACUUAUUGGCUAUACUAUUCAGUACGGCUGUAUAGCUCAUUGUGCUUUUGAAUACAUUGGUGGUGUUGUUAUGUGUUCUGGACCAUCAAUGGAGCCUACAAUUAAAAAUUCAGAUAUUGUCUUUGCAGAAAAUCUUAGUCGACAUUUCUAUAGUAUCCAAAGAGGUGACAUUGUGAUUGCAAAAAGCCCAAGUGAUCCAAAAUCAAAUAUUUGUAAAAGAGUAAUUGGUUUGGAAGGAGACAAAAUCCUCACUACUAGUUCAUCAGAUUUCUUUAAAAGCCAUAGUUAUGUGCCAACAGGUCAUGUUUGGUUAGAAGGUGACAAUCUACAGAAUUCUACAGAUUCGAGGUACUAUGGACCUAUUCCAUAUGGACUAAUAAGAGGACGGAUCUUCUUUAAGAUUUGGCCUCUCAGUGAUUUUGGAUUUCUACGUGACAGCCCUAAUGGACACAGAUUUUCUGAUGAUUAGCAAAAAUUUAUUCUUUUGACUUGAUUAUUGUCCCUGUUCAGGUGAAUUUAUUACUGCCAUUGAAACCAUGUACUUACCAAUAAACUUAUGCUAUUCA
This is a messenger RNA of Nycticebus coucang (slow loris), 1011 nucleotides long. It is a transcript of the gene IMMP1L, whose product is annotated as inner mitochondrial membrane peptidase subunit 1. Bases 414 to 914 code for a protein of 166 amino acids. The transcript is spliced from 8 exons. Gene Ontology annotation, molecular function: serine-type endopeptidase activity. Gene Ontology annotation, cellular component: membrane; mitochondrial inner membrane peptidase complex. The record is from RefSeq and is a predicted model, not a curated record. Lineage: Eukaryota; Metazoa; Chordata; Mammalia; Primates; Lorisidae.